Messenger RNA from Anarrhichthys ocellatus (wolf-eel), 1455 nucleotides. Its product is annotated as 5-hydroxytryptamine receptor 3A-like. Bases 1 to 1455 code for a protein of 484 amino acids. Gene Ontology annotation, cellular component: membrane. Gene Ontology annotation, molecular function: transmembrane signaling receptor activity; extracellular ligand-gated monoatomic ion channel activity. The transcript is spliced from 10 exons. Gene Ontology annotation, biological process: monoatomic ion transmembrane transport. The record is from RefSeq and is a predicted model, not a curated record. Lineage: Eukaryota; Metazoa; Chordata; Actinopteri; Perciformes; Anarhichadidae.
AUGCACCGAGCUUUGGGUAUUGGCCAAUACCAAUGCUGCCCGCGGAAAGUCAAGCCUGCUAAGGUUCUAUUCAUCUUCAUCAUCUCUGUGCUCAUGCAUGCUCCUUGCAGUUCUGUCAUGCUGAACUGCUCUCAACCAAACCCGCCUUCCCUGCUGGAAGCUCUCCAACCUGUCUUCAAACUCAGCUCCAUUCGACCUGUCAUGAAUGCAUCAACCCCCACCAUCGUCAGCAUUGACUUCAUCCUUUUUAGCAUUUUGGGGGUGGAUGAAAAGGCCCAAGUCCUGAAAACAUAUAUAUGGCAAAAGUUAAGAUGGCGGAACGAGUUUGUCAGAUGGGACCCAGAACAGUGCGGUACUUCACGGAUUACAAUUCCAAGGAAACUGCUCUGGGGUCCCGAUAUCGUCAUAAAUGAAUUUAUGGAGAAGAACUCAGCUCCAUUUGUCCCAUACAGCUAUCUGUAUUCUGACGGCUUGGUGAUGGAUCAUCAGCCUGUCAGAGUGGUCAGCUCCUGCAGCCUCGACAUCUACACGUUUCCAUUUGACAUCCAGAACUGCAGUUUAAGCUUCAACUCCUACAUACACAGUCUAUCUUCUCUGCAGCUAGACCGAUCAUCAAAUGCAUCAGAUAUAUUAAAAUACUCUAAAAAAGUGAUGACAACUAUGGGCGAGUGGGAACUAGUUGGACUCACAGUGAAGACAUACCUACUACCAGCUGGGAGUGAAGGAAUGUACCAAGAGAUGCGCUUCUUUGUGUCAGUAAGGCGCCGGGCCACGCUCUAUGUGGUGAACCUGCUGAUCCCCAGCUGCUUCCUCAUCACAGUGGACCUCUUCAGCUUCCUGCUGCCUCCCCAGAAUGUGGACCGUUCCUCCUUCAAGAUGACACUGAUCCUGGGCUACACCGUCUUCCUGCUCAUCAUGAACGACCUGCUGCCCAUCACUGGAAACACCAUACCUCUCAUAAAUGUGUUCCUGUGUCUGUGCCUGGCUCUUAUGGCGGCUAGUCUACUGGAGACUAUCCUCAUCACAAACCUGCUGUGCGGCUCCGUUCACUACUCUCCAGUCCCUCGUUGGAUUAGAGUGUUCGUUCUUCACAUCCUGGGCCGCCUGGUACGGCUUCCUCCCAAGCCCAGAGAUCGAGAGGACACAGUCAUCCGAAAUCCUGCUGCACAAGAAAUGAAAGUCUCUUCUCUGGUGGCAGAGGACAGCGAGGUUUCACAACAGAAAGGACCGCUGGAUAAGGAAAUGGUCUGGCAGGAGCUGAGGAGCCUCGGCAGCGACCUCCAAGCCAUCUGCCUUCAGGUGAAGCAACGGCUCGGUGAACGCCAGGGCUCGGAAGAGUGGAUCCAGGUGGGCUUCAUCAUAGACCGCCUGCUGUUCUGCUUCUACAUCCUCUUCAUAUCAGUCAGCUUCAUUACCAUCAUCAUCAUCUGGAUGCAGUCAAACAACACAUCCUGA